UUAUCAAAUACGUUUCACAUUUUUAUUUAUUAAUUUUUUCAAAACUUUAUUAAUUUUUUUUCUGCGGUUUUUGUUGUUUAAUUAAUGCUUCAUUCAUACCAUGAAAAUUUAAAUAAGUCAAUGUUAAUGUUUAUGUAUUAAAAUUUCAAACAUUUAUUAGAAAUGGAUCAAGAGAAUGCUAUUAAUUUAUUAAUGCAAGGCGCAACUGCUUUUUUCUUAGAAGUUCCGUCUGGAAUGGAGUUUGGGAUUGAUAUGAUGUCUUGGUCUACUGGUGAAAAAUUUAAAGGUAUAAAGAUGAUACCUCAAGGUUUACAUUUCAUUUAUUAUAGUGCUAUUGAUCAAUAUGGAAAUACAGCUCCAAGAUGUGGUUUUUUUCAUUUUUUUACUAAAGGUGAAUGCUUAGUAAAGAAAUGGGAUACUGUCAAAGAGGAACUAUUGGAUGUGUCUAGAGAAGAAAUUGUUCGCUAUAAAACAAAUAUUCUAAAUUUAGAUAAGUUUUUAGGACCAUAUCCAUUUGAGGAAUUAGAAAAAUGGAAUGGUUUAUCAUCAUUACUCACUGGAAAAUUAAUUGAUAAACUUUGUCCUAAAACGCAAAUAAUUAGAUCUGCAAUGGAGUUAUUUCCUGCAUCAAAAAAUGAAAAUCUUAAAAAAAGAAGGCCAUGGGGUCCUGUAAAAAGUGAAAAUGAUUUUGGAAGUGAUCUUUUACCAAAUUUAGUUCCCAAAGCAGAAAGUCAAUUCAGGUUUACUGAACCACCAGAAUGCCAUUAUCCUUCAGGUUCAUCACUGUCAGAAAUAACUAAACAUUCACUGGAUUCUUCUUAUAUACUACAAAAAAUGACUGAGAAACAUGAAAAUAAAAUAGAUUUGCUGGCUGAACUUCAGUUCUGUUACAUUUGUUUUUUGAUUGGUCUUAACUAUGAAUCAUUUGAAAGAUGGAAAAUGUUAUUUCAAUUAUUCUGUUUGAGUAAAGAUGCUGUAGUUCAGAAUCAAGUUAUAUUUGUCAAAUUUCUAUUAGCUGUUCGUAAACAAUUGGAAAAUAUCCCAGAAGAUUUUUUAGUUGAUAUUGUUGAAAAUAACAAUGUUAUAUACAAUGGAUUUAAAGAAUUUUUUAGGACUUUGGAAACUGAAGAUUUUGAAAUAGAAGAUAACCUUAAAGAUGGUUCAACUCAGUUAAAGAGAUUCCUUCAACAUAAGUUUGGAUGGGAAUUUAAUGGAUUAGAAGAAGAUGAUGACGAUGAAGCACCUGUAAUUGUAAAUUUAGAAGAAUAUUAAUUUUAUUAACAUUUUUUUAACUCAAUAAAUAAUAAAAUAUUUUUUUAAUUUUAA
Messenger RNA from Daktulosphaira vitifoliae (grape phylloxera), 1326 nucleotides. RefSeq names its product protein AAR2 homolog. Bases 163 to 1272 code for a protein of 369 amino acids. The record is from RefSeq and is a predicted model, not a curated record. Lineage: Eukaryota; Metazoa; Arthropoda; Insecta; Hemiptera; Phylloxeridae. Gene Ontology annotation, biological process: spliceosomal tri-snRNP complex assembly. The transcript has 5 exons.